Molecule: messenger RNA, 330 nt
Organism: Mesorhabditis belari
Lineage: Eukaryota; Metazoa; Nematoda; Chromadorea; Rhabditida; Rhabditidae
Source: the annotation of a GenBank genome assembly
AUGGAAACAACAAUUCAUUAUCAACAAUUCAUCGAGAUUCUUGAGAAUUAUCAAAGACAAUCAUUUGAACCGAUGAUGGACAAUUCGAUGGACUCGAUCACUGAUUUGAGUUGCUAUUCUUAUGAGAGGAAUGCCACUCGUGCGCGGUUUGCGGUGACUCAGCCGCCUAUGCGCACUACGGAGUUCUCACGUCGAACCGUUCAAAAAGGUCGAAGCGAUUUCGUUUGUCUGAAAACGGGCACAUGCGAGAUCACUCCAAAUAAUCGCUCGUGGUGCCGACUUUGUCGAUGGAAGCGGUGUUUGAUCGUUGGGAUGGUUCCGAAUGGUUUG